UCAGCAGCAGCAGCAGCAGAAGAGGAAGCGGAGGUGCAGGAGGAGGAGGAGGAGAGCCAAGCACACCCCCAAAGUUUGUAACUGCAGCUGUCUGGACACGGCGGACGCACGUACUGCGCACUGAAUCAGGUGGGGAGCGGUGGCUCAGCGUAAGCGGGAACAUCUGAUGACACUCGGCCUGCUUCAUAUCUGCUGAAGACCGGAACUAGCCCAUAAAAGGAUUCUGCCAAUCUGCAUCUGAAUGAAGCCACUUUUCAUUUGUGACUGGCAGCUUACCAUACCUGACAGAUAAACUCAGACCGUCUCAAAACAUUUUCUACCUCCUAUUUGCGUCUCUGCUUGUCAAGAAAGACAUUUUUCUGAAGCGAUCAUCCCAAAAGGAAGUGCUGGAAAGGACUCGUUUCAGCGUUUGACAGCUCUGACCCACUUAUCACGCUCCAACAAGCCGGGCGAAGGGAAAACUUAGCAUUUAGCGGACAACGUCAGAAAAGGUUAUGCAUUGUUUUAUAUUCAGGGCCACUGAGCAACUGACCUUCCGAUCUGAUUAGCUACAUACAAACACCCACCCACACAUGUACACACACAGACGCGCACAUACCAGGCUCCUGGCCUCUGUGGAUCCUUUAAAUAGCGCACCACUUGUGUCUGCUUUUCGGUUUAGCAUCACAACACUGAGACACACACUAAAACAGCUGAACCCAACUUGGUGUUCAAAGUCCACCAAGCACUGUUAACUCCCUCAGAGCACGCUGACCUUGGCUGCCAGCAGUGACGUUUGUGCGUGUGUUUGCAUUAGCAGGGGGCAGUGUCACAUCCUGUCUGAUCUGUGAGAUUGAGAAUGAGAGCUGGUGUGGCUCUGAUAAAUGCACUAAAAACACAAGCGCCUGAGGGUAUGCGCUUGAAUAAGAAAGUCGCUGAGUGUCAUUAGACUUUUUAGUCAAAUGUGUUACACAAAAAAAAAAGUAGUCCAUAUUAAUUGAAAAGUGUGUGUGCGUGUGUUUGUCACAUUGUCAGAGCAUAUUAGAGUCAAAGCUCUCUAGGUCAUGUCACUUUGACUGGCCUAGAUUUGAUAAAAUAAAUAGUGACCGUAGGACUUAUCAUGAUAGGAGUACACUCAUCUUAGACAAAUACAUCACACUCUGUAUUCCUCUCACUCUGUAACUAACGUCUUACCAAACAAACAGGGUCUGCAAUAUAAAACUUAUACCACUUGGCCUUUCCCUCAACAUUUCCUAAAUGAACGCCUUCCCUUCCUUCUCUGCACCUCCACCCAACACACCAACCAUCCAGUCAGUGUGUAAGCCCUGUCUUCGGGCCCCGUGGAGGAUGAACGAUGUGCCCACACUUGACUAUGAGUUGCUGCUGUCCCCAGCCAGCUCCUCCCUCUCCGGCAGUCAUGGUGGCGGCAGCAGCAGCCCUCCUCUGGCCUUGGUUGGGGUGGACACAGAGCAGCGUACCGCUUUGGCCUUUGUAGGCCUCCUCAUGCUCUUCUUGGUCUUCCUGCUGGUCAGAUGCUUCAGGAUCCUGCUGGACCCCUACAGCCGCAUGCCUGCAUCAUCCUGGACUGACCACAAGGAGGGGCUGGAGAGGGGUCAGUUUGAUUAUGCACUGGUAUAGGGUGGCAUAGGCAGGGGGAAGUUUCACUGCACACAGAGAGACUAUUUUAAAGCAUGGACUGGUUUAGAGGUGAAGAGGGACGUAACAUUGUGAAAGCACUGCUUAAGAGGGGCGUUAACUAUUGCAGGACAUUUAUACUGUAUCACUGUGUACUGGUGUAAAUAUGAGGCUGCAGGACCGUAAGUAACCAUAACACGUGUGGUUCAACAUGAGGCUCGCCCUGCAAGCCAAACAGUCACUCAGAUCCAAAUGUUUGGACUGUGACGUACAGAAGUAUAGAGCUGCACAGCUGCCUUAACUGUAAUAGUCAAAACAUGCUACCCAAACCACGACAUCACUUUAGGGCUAGGUUAUUAGGAUUUGGGGUAUAUUCACUCACAACUCACACAACUAACCUCAAAGCUAGAUUUUCAAAAGCCCCUCCACUUACAUAAACAGAGGCAGAACUUAGAUGAAGGAGUUUACACUUAAGCAGAUGCCCCUUUAAUGAACCAAGGCCCAUUACGAAGCGUCCGAGUUUUAAGUGCUUAUCAAGGAGCACAAACACACACUUUUUUUGUGCUGAUUCUGAUCCUUUUCACUGAGCAGUUCCAGAUGCUUUUUAAGGUCCAAGCAGGUAGUUUGUGGCUCUAUAAAAUCUUGUCUGUGUACGUUUUGUGUGUUUCUGUGUCUGUAACUGAGAAGCCAUAUUGAAACUAUAUAAUCCCUUAUUACUGCGAGUAGAGUUUAUGUUACCUGGUUGUAUCCUUUGCUUUAGUCAGCCUGCCGAGCGUGUUGAUGAAGCAAACAGCAACCUUUAGGCGAAACAAAGCUUUAUUUUUCUAUUCCUGACUCAGGUUUUGGAGUCUCCUUUUUGCUAUCCUUUUCUCUCUUCCUCUUAUUGUAUCAACCUUUAGAAUGUAGAUUUUUGAGCUAGUUAUGCAGCCCAGUCUUAGAAGGAGGCAAAGGAAAAACUUUGCGUUUUUGAGUUUUGUAAUUAACUAUUUUUCUGACUAUCUGCUUCGUUUUUUGAUACGCUGGGGUGAAACAAUAUGAUUUUCUUCAAUUACUCUUAUAUAAU
Archocentrus centrarchus (flier cichlid) is the source of this 2677-nucleotide messenger RNA. Its product is annotated as cortexin-1-like. The transcript is spliced from 2 exons. The coding region runs from base 1237 to 1617 and encodes 126 amino acids. Lineage: Eukaryota; Metazoa; Chordata; Actinopteri; Cichliformes; Cichlidae. The record is from RefSeq and is a predicted model, not a curated record.